This is a messenger RNA of Eruca vesicaria subsp. sativa (arugula), 1098 nucleotides long. The record is from the annotation of a GenBank genome assembly. NCBI's taxonomy places the organism in Eukaryota, Viridiplantae, Streptophyta, Magnoliopsida, Brassicales, Brassicaceae.
AAGCACACAAGCGCUGUGCUAUUUACAGUUACAAAUAGAGAAUUUAGAGACCAAAGACGAAAUCAAAUCAAAAGAGAGAGAGAGGUUAUGGAGAGAACAAACGAUCCCCAUCAUUCCACCGCCGAUCUUCUCUCGUGGUCCCAGAUCCACCACUCCUCCGCCGCUAAUCCCUCCAACCAGCCGUCUGAUGACAUCAGCGACGUCCUUGGCGGUGGUGGCAAAACCACCAACAAGGAAGCCGAAUCGCUUAAUAAAAAUGUUUCGUACAAGAAGAACUGUUCUGGCCACAAGCUAAAAGAAAUGACUGGUAGUGACAUCUUCUCUGAUAAUGGUAACGUUACCAACGGUGAUCCAAUUCACACUUCAAGAAUCCAUUACCAUCAUGAUCAGGAUAGUCAGAUAUCUUUCAGCGGCGAAGAGAACAACAACGCUGCUGCCACUCCUAAGAAACCAACCGAGACUGCAAAGAUAAAGGAGUUGGACAGGUCUGUACAAACACAGGCUGACUCUAAGAGUAAAAAGAAGCAGGUUUCUAACACUAAGAGCAAAGCAAUCACUGGUCGUGACAUCUUUGCAUCUCCUCCUCCUCCUGAAACCCAAGUAGCUGCAACAAAACAACAAGUUAACAUGAAGGAAUCUGCUAAAGCCUCCAAUGGGAAAAGUGGUGAUAGUAAAGAACAUGUUGUGAAGUCUUCAUCAAGGAAGACAAACAGAAACCAACUCACAAGCAAUGGUAUCUUCAAAUCUGAUAAAAUCCCUCCUGGUUAUUCAGAGAAGAUGCAUAGCUCCGCUAAAUCGCGGGAAAUGAAGGGAAAUAAUAUCUUUGCAGACGGCAAGUCCGAGUAUCGGGAUUACUAUGGUGGCGCGAGGAGGCCUCCCGGUGGUGAGAGCAGCAUUUCUUUGGUCUAAAUUGAGUUCUUAAUCUGUGUUCAAGUUUUUAGGUGUCCUACGGUCUAGUUUUCCUAAAGAUGCUGUGACCAAAGUGGUUUGUGUUCGUGUGGUCGGUCUCUUGACGAUGGUCUCAUUUAUAAUAUAAAACGUACGCCUUUUGUAGUUCAAAUUUCGGACACGAUUAUAAUAAAAUAGAGUUUCAGAUAU